UUCUUAAGAAGCCUCCACGCCUGCUCUUUCUCUCUCUAGGAUCUUGACUCAUUCCAGGAUUACAAAAUGUUGUUCUUCCCCUGAAAUUUGAACCCUUUAAAUACAAAUUUCACAGCUUCGUUUUUAUCAUUCCAAGUUAUCUUCUUUAUUUCUCUCCUCAAAUUUGGAAAAUAAUGGCGGGAGGGAGUAGCAGUGGCACCGCCAGGGAGCUUGAUCAAACUCCGACAUGGGCCGUCGCCGGAGUUUGUGCCGUGAUUAUUCUCAUCUCAAUUUGCCUUGAAAAGGGUCUCCAUAAAGUUGGGGCGUGGUUUACUGCAAAGCAUAAGAAAGCACUAUAUGAUGCUUUGGAGAAAGUUAAAGCAGAGUUGAUGGUUCUUGGAUUCAUUUCCUUGUUAUUAACGUUCAGUCAAUAUUACGUUGCUAAAAUCUGCAUCCCGGCUAAGGUCGCCGACACUUUGUUGCCGUGUCCGGCGAAAGUGGUCAAGGAUGAUAAGAGUGGGCGGAGGCUUUUAUGGUACGAGCACCGGAUGUUAGCCGCCGGUGACUCGGGUUCAGGUUGUAAAGAUGGGAAGGUUCCACUUAUAACUGUUAAUGCUCUGCAUCAACUGCAUAUCCUUAUUUUCUUCUUGGCUGUUCUUCAUGUUGUCUAUAGUGCACUUACAAUGGGUCUUGGAAGAUUAAAGAUCCGUGGAUGGAAACAGUGGGAACAGGAGACUACAUCACAGGAUUAUGAAUUCUCAGUUGAUAAAUCGAGAUUCAGGCUUACCCAUGAAACCUCGUUUGUUAGAUCCCAUACUAGUUUCUGGACUAGAAUUCCAAUCUUCUUCUACAUAGGAUGCUUUUUUCGACAAUUUUUCAGGUCUGUUAACAAGUCUGACUACUUGACUCUACGAAACGGAUUCAUCAGCGUUCAUUUGGCUCCGGGGAGCAAAUUUAACUUCCAGAAGUACAUCAAAAGAUCUUUGGAGGAUGACUUUCAGACUGUGGUCGGAGUCAGUCCUAUCCUAUGGGCAUCAUUUGUUGUCUUCCUGCUCCUAAAUGUCAACGGUUGGAAAGCUCUGUUCUGGGCAUCAUUAAUCCCUCUUCUUAUAAUAUUGGCGGUUGGGACUAAGCUUCAAAUGGUUUUAACAAAAAUGGCUCUCGAAAUCACAGAAAGACAUGCGGUUGUACAAGGGAUUCCUCUAGUUCAGGGUUCCGACAAGUAUUUCUGGUUUGGAAGGCCACGACUCGUUCUUCAUCUUAUCCAUUUUACUCUAUUCCAGAACGCCUUUCAAAUAACAUAUUUCCUGUGGAUUUGGUACGAAUUCGGAAUCACAUCAUGUUUCCACAACAAUCUGGAGCUUGUUAUUGCGAAAAUUGUGAUUGGGGUUGGAGUUCUGUUCUUGUGUAGUUACAUUACUCUGCCACUCUAUUCACUCAUAGCUCAGAUGGGCUCACACAUGAAGAAAACGAUAUUUGACGAGCAAACAUCGAGAGCAUUGAAGAAUUGGCAAAUGGCUGCUAAGAAGAAACAAAACAGGGGAUCAAAAUCACCAACACGAACACUUGGAGAAGGUUCUGAAUUUUCAGUAAGAUCCCCUGUACAUUCUUCUGUCCCAGGAUCCCCACCACUUCAACACUUCAAUACAACUGGACACUCCGGUCGGGCGGCGACCACAAUGGAGGAUGAAUUAUUUGUGACAAUUGACAACGGAAAACACGAUCGAAACAAAGACGAUGAUGUUCACGAGGGAGAGAAAGAUUUCUCGUUUGUGAAACCGGCUCCGUCACAACAACGUUAAAGAUUUACAAGGUAAGAGGAUGAGCAGAUUGUGUACAAUAUAUAUUUAGUCCACACGACGAUGUUAAUAAUUUGAUGAUGUGUUGGGACAUUCUUCUUUUUGUACAAUUUUUUUGGGCAA
Messenger RNA from Impatiens glandulifera, 1901 nucleotides. RefSeq names its product MLO-like protein 8. Gene Ontology annotation, biological process: defense response. The coding region runs from base 174 to 1781 and encodes 535 amino acids. The transcript is spliced from 14 exons. NCBI's taxonomy places the organism in Eukaryota, Viridiplantae, Streptophyta, Magnoliopsida, Ericales, Balsaminaceae. Gene Ontology annotation, cellular component: membrane. The record is from RefSeq and is a predicted model, not a curated record.